CUCUCUCUCCCCCUCUCUCUCCUCUCCUCUCUCUCACACACACGCACAAAACCCUCUGUCAUGGCGUCUUCCAACAAUGUUACUCCCACCAACUGUAGCUGGUGGCCCAUUUCAGCCAUGGAGGAAGAUGGCAAAAUCCCAGACGGAGAGGAGAGUCACGAGCCCACGAUACACGAACACAAGCCAUACUCCAAAGACAGGCUCGUGCUGUACCACUGGACUCAGUCCUUCAGCUCGCAGAAGGUGCGUCUGGUGAUCAACGAGAAAGGGCUUUUGUGUGAAGAGCGGGACGUCAGUCUGCCUCUCACUGAGCAAAAGGAGCCUUGGUUCAUGAGGCUUAAUCUAGGAGAGGAAGUGCCAGUGUUCAUCCACGGAGACACCAUCGUCAGUGACUACAACCAAAUCAUAGACUAUAUAGAGACCAACUUUGUAGGAGACACAGUAGCCCAGCUAAUUCCAGAUGAAGGCACUCCCAUGUAUGCAAGAGUCCAGCAGUACCGAGAGCUGCUGGAUGGACUGCCCAUGGAUGCUUACACACAUGGAUGCAUUCUUCAUCCUGAACUCACAACCGACUCCAUGAUCCCAAAGUACGCCACUGCUGAAAUACGUAGACAUUUGGCCAAUGCAGCGUCUGAACUGAUGAAGUUGGACCACGAGGAGCCUCAGCUGACAGAACCAUACCUCUCCAAGCAGAAAAAGCUCAUGGCAAAGAUCUUGGACCACGAUAAUGUGAACUACCUGAAAAAAAUUCUUGGAGAGUUGGCGAUGGUACUAGACCAAGUAGAGGCAGAGCUGGAAAAAAGAAAACUGGAAUAUCAAGGUCAAAAGUGUGAAUUAUGGCUUUGUGGACCUACUUUUACACUAGCUGAUAUUUGUCUUGGAGCCACGUUGCACAGGCUCAAGUUCUUGGGACUCUCGAGGAAAUAUUGGGAGGAUGGGAGCCGGCCAAACCUGCAGUCGUUUUUUGAGCGGGUGCAGAAGCGUUACGCCUUCCGCAAGGUAUUGGGGGACAUCCACACCACCCUGCUUUCGGCAGUUCUACCCAAUGCUUUCCGAAUGGUAAAAAAGAAGCCGCCAUCCUUUUUCGGGGCAUCCUUCCUAAUGGGCUCUCUCGGAGGGAUGGGCUAUUUUGCCUAUUGGUUUUUAAAAAAGAAAUACAUGUAGUGAAUGUGCUCUUCUAGUGUUUUGUGUCUGUGUAUCUGUGUGAUGGUCGAACAUUUUGGGUUACACUGUUUUACGAGAGCAGGAGCAACGAGACAAAUAUACAGAGAUUAACACUAUUACUUACCUGGGUGAACAAUUAAAUAAAUAUAUAAUGAGAACA
Messenger RNA from Danio rerio (zebrafish), 1324 nucleotides. The record is from RefSeq and is a predicted model, not a curated record. NCBI's taxonomy places the organism in Eukaryota, Metazoa, Chordata, Actinopteri, Cypriniformes, Danionidae.